This is a messenger RNA of Cyclopterus lumpus (lumpfish), 3098 nucleotides long. Its product is annotated as semaphorin-7A-like. Gene Ontology annotation, molecular function: integrin binding; semaphorin receptor binding; chemorepellent activity. Gene Ontology annotation, biological process: semaphorin-plexin signaling pathway; positive regulation of macrophage cytokine production; negative regulation of axon extension involved in axon guidance. The transcript is spliced from 14 exons. Bases 102 to 2009 code for a protein of 635 amino acids. Lineage: Eukaryota; Metazoa; Chordata; Actinopteri; Perciformes; Cyclopteridae. The record is from RefSeq and is a predicted model, not a curated record.
GUUUGCCCUAAUUGGUGAAGAGGCACCCAGCAGAGGCAGGGCUUCCUUUUCUGCUCUGCUCCGAUCAGACACGCGCAGUUGGCUGAGACUCCAGAAGCAGGAUGCUGCCCUUAUUUCUAACGGCAUAUCUUUUAUGUCUCCGGAGUUUAACAGCGACAACGACGCUUUUACCGAGGAUGACGUUCACAGAGAAAGAGACAGCAAUGAAAAGGUUACCGCUACCCGGACACCACGCACCCAUAGAGAUCGUUGUGGAAGGAGAGCCGGACACCGUGAUAGCCGCUGGGCCAAAACACCUCAACUCACUCAACUUCCAAAAUCCUCAGAAGACACCUGUGGAAAUUCACGUGUUGUGGACGGAGUGCAUCGACCCCGGGCCUCCACCGACACUGAGAGCAGAUUGCAACUAUAACAUCACAUUGGUCCACAAGAGGGAGGAGGCCAACCAGCUGUUUCUGUGCGGGACCAACGGCAAGGAGACCCUGUGCUGUGACAUGAAUUUAUCAGAGCAGUCACCCGGGUGCCUUCCCUUGGAAAAAAUGGAGAAAAUAAAAGGGAGCAUCAGGAAAUUUGUCAUAAAGGAAGGUGAACCGUUUGCCCUACUGGACUCUCCAGAAAGUGAUCUCUAUAUUACAUACUCUGGAUCUCAAGACAAUGUUGGCAUCCACAAGUUUGGGAAAAACAGAGUUACACCGGCAAGACACAAUAAAGAGCAGCACUAUGUGGGUUUGGUGCUCAGCAGACAGAGAGAACCCCUGAAGAGUCGAGUAUAUGCCUUCUACAGGGAGAAAAACAGAGACAGAGGCUUGUACAGUGAAAUGUGGAUCCCUUUUGUGGCCCGGGUUUGCACGGGGGAUCGUGGCGGUCCCAAGAACAUCUUGCAGUACAGCUGGACGUCCCAGAUGAAUGCCAGGCUCUUCUGUGGAGACACCGACAGCCGACAGCAUUUCUCUGAGCUGGUGGACGUGGCCACUGUGCAGGCAGACCAGUGGCAGGACACCAGGGUUUACGCACUCUUCCGAAAUGAAUGGGGUAGGAGUGCUGUGUGCGUCUACACCAUCCGAGAUAUUGAUCACAUCUUCACAACCUCCCCAUUUAAAGGCAAGGACGUGCAAAGCAACCGGCCUAGAGAGUGUGUUGAAGACAGCACAAAGAUUCAACCAGACGUCCUGAGGAUGAUCGAGACAUAUUCGGAGAUGGAGCAAUGGGUCCGGCCUGAGAAGAACUCCGGCCCGCUCCUUUCUAAUCACCACAGCUACACCCACAUCCACGUCCAUGGUUCCCGGAGCAACCAUAAUGUCCUGUUCCUGUCUCUCAAUAAUGGAGGGAUUCAUAAGGUGAUGCAGAAUAAAAGUCAAACAUUUAUCAUCGCUGAGUAUCAACCUUUCAACCACAGGACCCACGUCGUCAGCAUCGGCCUCCACCCCUCUUCUGGUAAGCUGUAUGUGAGCUCCAGAAAUGAACUGGUCCAACUAAAUGUGGCAAACUGUGCCCAGUAUGGGGACAGCUGUGAGCUAUGCGUCUUGGCCAGAGAUCCCUACUGUGGCUGGAACGGCACCCACUGCACCCCUGAGACAGAUGGCACGCUGCAGGAUCUGACCCAUGGGAACCAUGCCAUCUGCUUGACUGUGUCAAAGGUUCAGCUCCAUGAAAAAGUGUUUCGAGGUUCCACUGCAACACAUGCAGACGAGGCCAAGGGCAGCGUCACACUUCCCCCCGAGUCCAAGCAUUUCCUCCGGUGCCCGGUGUCGUCCCAUCACGCCCAGUACAGCUGGCGUCACCUUGGAAGCAACACAAGCUGCAGCUCGAGGGAGCAGCAGUGCCUUCUCCUGAUCGACAGCAUGGGCCCCGAGCACGUGGGAGCGUACACAUGUGUGUCGGAGGAGAUGGGCCACAGAAGAGUGCUGGCGCAGCACCAACUCCAGCUGGAGGGCCGGGCGGCGGGUCGGUCAUCGAGCCCACUGAUCUGGCUUUGUCUCAUGGCUGUUGUGAUCAAGAGUUUGUCCUGAGUAGAGCACAUGGAAGAAAACCACGGCGAUAGACGACACUUCCGAUCUCCCAAGUGUCUGUCAUCGUAACAGAGCUCGGCCCGCGAGCUCAAAAGAAAAGUCUUUAUUUUGUUACCACAGGUCCUAAUAGUAAAUAGUUUCCUUUGAUUGAACUAACAAAAUGUGCUCCACUUGUGCAAUCGUGAAUCGGCAUUGCUUUCAACCGAGGAGACAUUGAUGAAGAAAUCAGACGUCCCAAUCUUGCUUUGGACAUAAGUCCUCACCUUCUAAUGCAAACUUUCAGAAGAAUGUGAAGUAGAAAUAUAUGUGUAAAAGCUGUUCCUCAUCUAGCAUAUCUGAAUCCUUUGACAUGACCCUGUAGGCGUCCGCUGCACACAAGCAGCCGGGUGUACCGUUAACCGAUAAUGAUGUGAAUUCAUAUUUUGUCAGUCCAGUUUAAGCUUCAUGUUUUGAUUCCAUGAAAAGAUUAAUCUCAAUGCAAAACCACACGAAUGGGAGGAGGCGGUAUCGUGACGAUUACAAGAUAACCUCUUCGCUUGGUUUACACACCAGAAAUAUUCAAUCUGUAUAUUAUUUAAAACCAGCGUAAUAGAAAAUAAUAUUGACAAAUGUCUACAUUAAGUCGACUUUCAAAUGUCAGCAAGAGCAUCAUCUUGCUGACUUUGUGCUUUGACUCUCCCGCUACCAUCUUUGGGUUAGGAAACGCAUGCAGAGUUGCAACUGGGGCAACUGGUUAAAGAUGUAAAGGAAACCAGUAACCCAGAUGCUUAGCAAGAAUCUAAUACUACUACAUGAACUGGGGCAAGGCAGUGGCAUAUAGGAAACCUUUGUUGGUUUGGUAGAAACCAGAAUCACGAGUCUUCCAAUACAAUAGUACUAUUAUGAAUUGCAUUUCCGUUCUUUUGAAAUACUACCUGUUUCCUUUACUGAGAAAUUCUGUCCGGAGGAGGAGGGGACAUUCUGUCUUUGCAGUAAUUUCCUAUACCUCAGACUUGCCCAACAUGCUUUGGGCAAUGUACUGCAUGUCAAGACGUCUCUGCUCAACACUUUUAGCACUUUAUUUACUGUAAUAAAUAUAUGUAUUUAAUA